This is a messenger RNA of Oryza brachyantha (malo sina), 2752 nucleotides long. RefSeq names its product probable GTP-binding protein OBGC2. Gene Ontology annotation, molecular function: GTPase activity; GTP binding; chromatin binding. Gene Ontology annotation, cellular component: mitochondrion. The coding region runs from base 1 to 2247 and encodes 748 amino acids. The transcript is spliced from 14 exons. NCBI's taxonomy places the organism in Eukaryota, Viridiplantae, Streptophyta, Magnoliopsida, Poales, Poaceae. The record is from RefSeq and is a predicted model, not a curated record.
AUGGCCAAGACGCGACAAUCACAAAGACGAUUGUUGGAGUCGUUCACCAUCAAGGGACCAGAUGGGGUCAUCAAGCCUGGGGAUUGUGUGCUAAUGAAGGCACCUGAGUCAUCGAAGAAACCAUAUGUGGCAAGGGUUGAGAAAAUUGAGGCAACAAGAGCUCAAGGCACCCAAGUGAAGCUCAAGGUGCGGUGGUACUAUCGCCCAGAGGAGGUAACUGAUGGCCGACAAAUAUUCCAUGGUUCAAAGGAAGUGUUUCUUUCCGACCACUAUGAUUCUCAGAGCGUUGACACCAUAGAGUGCAAGUGUUAUGUUCACACCAUUCGAAAGUACACCAAGCUUCGAUCUAUUGGCACUGAAGACUACUUCUGCCGCUUUGAGUAUAAAUCUGCUACAGGCAUCUUUGUGCCUGAUCGUGUAGCUGUGUUUUGCAAGUGUGAGAUGCCAUACAACCCUGAUAACCUUAUGAUCCAAUGCGAGGAUUGCUUUGACUGGUUUCACCCUUCCUGUGUUGGAAUGACCGACCAAGAAGCAAAGAAACUAGAGAAUUUUUACUGUGAAAGCUGCAUUGCUGAAAAUGAAAAGAAGGUACACAAGCCCAAUGGUGCUACAACACAAUCUGAAGAAAAGGAUGUUGAAGUGGAAGAGAACCCCGUACAAAUUUUUAAGCCUGCACAAUUUGGUAACAAGCGCAACAUGAAAGAUGACGCUCGCCAGCCCAUCGCCAUGCCGCUUCUCCUCCACCCGCGCUUCCCCUCCUCGCCGCACGCGGCCUGCGGCCACAGUGGCGCGCGGGGGGUUCCACCUGCCGAGCUUCUCGGGAGCAGCCGGCAGCGCGCCGCGUGGAAGCAUCAGAGGGGGAUCAACGUCGCGUGCCGCGCGACCAGGGCCAGGGAGGCGCCGCCGAGCAGCACGGCCCCUGCCGCGGCGGCGCUGGCAAAGGAGGCGCACAAGUACUUCGACCACGCCGUCGUGACGGUCCGCGCGGGCGACGGCGGCCACGGCGCCGUCCUCGCCAUGCCGGCCUCGACGGCGGACGCCCCCAAAUCCCCCGGCCGCAGGUCUGACAAGGGCAGGAGGAGCGGCGGGAGCAAGAAGGUGUCAUACAAGAGGAACUACGACGGGUCGGUGGCGCUGCCGAUGGGCGGCCACGGCGGCGACGUGGUGGUGUACGCCAACGAGGCGGAGGAGACGCUGCUUCGGUUCCACGAGAAGGCCCGGUACUGCGCCAAGAGGGGAGGCAACGUGGGGGCCACCGGAACCCUGAGCUCGCGGAUGCACAAUGGCUUCGCGGGGGAGACGAUCAGGAUACCCGUGCCUGUAGGUACUGUUGUGAAGCGCAAGAAAGGUACUGUUCUUGCUGAUUUGGCUCAUCCUGGUGAUGAGGUUAUUGUUGCUAGGGGUGGACAAGGCGGGAUAAGCUUGAUAGACGUGCCUGAGUACAGGAGGAGGAAAGCCAUGUCUUUAUCACCUAAUAUCAUGCGUGAUGCUAGUGACAAGGUGUUAAUUCAUGGUCAACCUGGCGAGGAAGUAAGCUUGGAGUUAAUCUUAAGGGUAGUUGCAGACGUUGGUCUUGUGGGACUUCCAAAUGCUGGAAAGUCAACACUUCUAUCAGCAAUAACACUUGCAAGGCCAGACAUUGCUGAUUAUCCAUUCACUACAUUAAUGCCAAAUCUUGGUCGGCUUGGUGGAGAUCCCUCUCUAGGGGCGUUGCAGUUUUCCUCAGAAGCAACACUGGCAGACUUGCCAGGUCUCAUUGAGGGUGCUCAUCUGGGCAAGGGUCUUGGUCGCAAUUUCUUGAGGCAUUUAAGGAGAACUAGAGUAAUUGUCCAUGUUGUUGAUGCUGCUGCUGAUGACCCUGUAGAUGAUUAUAAAAUUGUCAGAGAAGAACUCAGGAUGUAUAACCCCCAAUAUCUGGAGCGACCUUACGUUGUGGUUCUGAAUAAGAUUGAUCUCCCUAAGGCCCAAGAUAGGUUAUCUUCACUGGCAUUUGAAAUAUCCUCAAUAGGGUGUGAAGAGUGCAAUGACAACAACACCAGCGAGAGAAAUUUAAACUUAAAUGCAAACGAACAGAAUAUCUCAUCAGGGGCUAAAGUUGAAGGUGGUGAAAAGGAACUUCGGGACUAUCCAAGGCCUCAAGCUGUUGUUGGUGCAAGUGUACUAAAGCACAUUGGAAUCGAUGAAAUGCUGAAGGAAAUUAGGGCAGCACUGAGAAAAUGCUUUGAUCACAGAUUACCUGAGCCAUGAAUAGAAUUUAUUCACCACACCAGAGGCUAAUACUACCAAUCUACCAUACUCGAGUAGCAGAGACCGAUCAAACUUGGCCCUCUUGCUGGCGCAUGCUGCAGAAUACCCAAGGACAAUAGGGCUCUUGGUUUGCAGCAAUUUCGAUGGUCUGUAAUGAGUUCCUGAAGGAUGAAGACGCCCAUCUGGUAGUAGUCCGAUAUGGAGCUUCAGUUUCAGAAUAAAAAGGUACAAAAUGGUACACACGAUUGCAGACAACAUUUGUGAAUAGGAUAAUUUUGAGUAGGAAAAUGUUAUUAGUAGACAAUGUUGUGUACAAUCUCCAACUUUCAUGUAAUGAAGCAAGCAGCUUUGACACAAUCUGUAGUCUCCGAAGUCUGAACUGCCGUACGAACUUGGGAGAGAAAUUCCGCUAUUUGCGUCCAAAUUCUCAGGCCUUUUAGUAUCCUACAACUAUUCAACCGAUCGUAUGAUAUCUAUCCUGAUAUCAGAACUACUACUUGAAAAU